AUGAUGUCCAUGAACAGCAAGCAGGCGUUCAGCAUGCACCCGAUCCUGCACGAGCCCAAGUACGCGCACCUGCACUCCAGCUCCGAGGCCAUCCGCAGGGCUUGCCUGCCCGCCCCCCAGCUGCAAAGCAACUUCUUCGCCGGCCUGGAUGAGACGCUGCUGCGCGGGGCCGAGGCGCUGGCGGCGGUGGACAUCGUGCCGCAGAAGAGCCACCCGUUCAAGCCGGACGCCACGUACCACACGAUGAGCAGCGUCUCGGUGGCCUGCACGCCCACCUCGUCCUCCGUGCACCUGCACCACCCGUCGGUGCUGGCGGGCCACCACGCGCACGCGCACCACGCGCACCACGCGCACCACCAGCCGGCGCAGGGCCUGGACGGAGAGCUCCUGGAGCACCUCAGCUCCGCCCUGCCGCUGCCCGACGUGGGCGCCGCGCCCGCGCACCCGCACCCGCACGCGCACGCGCACCCGCACCUGCCGGCGCUCAACGCCAUGGGCCCGCCGGCGCACGGGCAGCCGCCCAUGCCCAUGGGCCACCACCCGGCGCACGGGCUGGCCUCGCACACGGUCCUGGCCGCGGGCGGCGGCGGCGGCGGCGGCCCGGAGGCCGAGACGGACCCGCGCGAGCUGGAGUCCUUCGCGGAGCGCUUCAAGCAGAGGCGCAUCAAGCUGGGCGUGACGCAGGCCGACGUGGGCUCGGCGCUGGCCAACCUCAAGAUCCCCGGCGUGGGCUGCCUGAGCCAGAGCACCAUCUGCCGCUUCGAGUCGCUCACGCUGUCGCACAACAACAUGGUGGCCCUCAAGCCCAUCCUGGAGGCCUGGCUGGAGGAGGCCGAGCGGGCGCAGCGCGAGAAGAUGGCCAAGCCCGAGGUCUACUCGGCGGGCGACAAGAAGCGCAAGCGCACGUCCAUCGCCGCGCCCGAGAAGCGCUCGCUCGAAGCCUACUUCGCCGUCCAGCCGCGGCCCUCGUCGGAGAAGAUCGCCGCCAUCGCCGAGAAGCUCGACCUCAAGAAGAACGUGGUGCGGGUCUGGUUUUGCAACCAGAGACAGAAGCAGAAGCGCAUGAAAUUCUCCGCCGCUUAUUGA
Molecule: messenger RNA, 1086 nt
Organism: Varanus komodoensis (Komodo dragon)
Lineage: Eukaryota; Metazoa; Chordata; Lepidosauria; Squamata; Varanidae
Product: brain-specific homeobox/POU domain protein 3-like
Exons: 2
Coding region: 1-1086 (361 amino acids)
Biological process (GO): regulation of transcription by RNA polymerase II
Molecular function (GO): DNA-binding transcription factor activity, RNA polymerase II-specific; RNA polymerase II cis-regulatory region sequence-specific DNA binding
Source: RefSeq, a predicted model, not a curated record